Ipomoea triloba (trilobed morning glory) is the source of this 1719-nucleotide messenger RNA. RefSeq names its product putative RING-H2 finger protein ATL21A. Lineage: Eukaryota; Viridiplantae; Streptophyta; Magnoliopsida; Solanales; Convolvulaceae. The coding region runs from base 169 to 1617 and encodes 482 amino acids. The record is from RefSeq and is a predicted model, not a curated record. Gene Ontology annotation, molecular function: zinc ion binding; polysaccharide binding. The transcript is spliced from 2 exons.
AACUAAACUUAGAAAGGAAGAAACUUACCUUAAUAUUAUAUCCAAAUCCUAGCUGGCUGGCUGGCUAGUACACAUAUACUAUGCUAGGAUCUUUUUAUCAUCAGAUCAUAUCAUUCACUCACUCUGAUCUGACAUUAUUAAUUUCUUACUGAAACUGUAGUAUCUAACAUGCAUAUGGCCAUUCUCCAAGCCCAAGCCCAAGCCCUCCUCCUCUUUCUAAUUUCUUCCCUGUUAAUACAUGCAAUGGCAGGUGAUUGUCAAUCAUCCAGUUGCAGUGAAGGUGGAGUAUCAGUUCGGUUCCCUUUCGGUUUAGAAAAUGAGCAGUCUUUCAUGAGCUGUGCCUACAAUCCUUUGUUCAGUUUGAAAUGCAGCACUAGUAAUUCUAAUUCUAGUAGCAGUAGCCAACAACGCUCACCUGUGCCUGUGGUUUUCAAUCUCCCUUGCUCGGGCGAUUUUUUUGUGCGUAAGAUAAACUACCUGAAGCAAGAAAUACAACUCUAUGAUCCAUCCAACUGCCUCCCCAAAAGAUUCUUGAAAUUAGACCUCUCAUUUUCUCCAUUUAAGGCUCUGAAUUACAGCAACUACACAUUCCUCAGGUGCCCAAAACACGUUGUGAAACAGCCUUCCUCCUCUGUGAUUGACUGCCUCAGCAACUCCACGGUUUCUGUACUGGCAACUUCUUCUAUGAGUGUAGUGAGAGCGAUGAAUAUGUGUGAACCAUUCGCUGCUAAUUUAAGCGUUCCGGUUUCACAGUCUGAACACUGGUUUUCCUCUCAUUCUGAUUUUAGACUGAGAUGGAGUGCUCCAGAUUGCAGAUGGUGUGAAGCACAAGGUGGUGUAUGUGCAUUUGCUCCGUUUGCAGAUUAUACAAUCCAAGAUCUGGGUUGCAGUUUCGACAACGCUACUACUCCAUCUGGCACCAAGUCAUUCAUGAAAAAGGGUACAAGGAUUUUGUGGAUAAUUGGAGUGUGCAUAAUUCUCCCGGGCGUAGCAUUCAUGUCUUGCAUGUGGUGUUUGAAGAUAAGCGGCGACUAUAUAAGCAGAAAUUGGCGCAGGCUAUACUAUAGGAAUAGGAGGUCUAGAAGUAGAGGAGGAGGAGGGUCCGAGAUGGCAACAACUACUGUGCCAAGACCAUUGUUUACAGCAGAAGCAAGGGCGAGGAGGAAUCGUUGUGCCAUUUGCCUACAAGAUUACCAGCAGACGGUACAGGGGCACAGCUGGCUAAUGAAUUCUAGAUGUCCAGCUUGUUAUUGGGAUUCCUCCCCAGAGAUGGAGAUGGAGACUGGCUGGACUUCUCCAAUACCACAGCCCACAAUGAGUAGCAGCAGCAGCAGCAGCUUGAGGAAUUCCAUGGCUCCUACUAGCACUAGCACUAGCACUACUCAUCAGACACUACUGUACACACCUAAGGUGUUUGAAGAUAGUGAAAGGCUUCCAAGGCCAGGCGAGAUUAGUUGUGCCAUUUGCCGAGACAAGUAUGUGGCUCAAGAGAGACUAGGACUGGUGAAUGGGUGUCAACACUCUUUCCAUGCUCACUGCCUUCAAAGUUGGUUGGAUACCAGUCCUACAUGCCCACUUUGUAGGAUUUCACUUUCUUCCAUUCCUACCUCAUUUUAAUUUCUUCCCAAAUUCACAUAUUAUAUUUCCACUUCAGUUUUGUAAUCUUGAAUACCAGACAGAGUAUGUAUGUAGUUAUUAUUAUUAUUAUUAUUAUUCAGA